Messenger RNA from Striga hermonthica, 357 nucleotides. The record is from the annotation of a GenBank genome assembly. NCBI's taxonomy places the organism in Eukaryota, Viridiplantae, Streptophyta, Magnoliopsida, Lamiales, Orobanchaceae.
AUGGCCGUGAUUUGGAAAAUGCUGCUGGCGCUCGUCGCGGUCGCGUCCCUCCUGCUCUCCCAGGCGUCGGCCGGUGGGGACCAUGAGGCGGCGGCCGGUUGGCUGAUUUAUCCGGCGAGAUCCGGAUGCAGUGGGACCGUCGGCGAGUGCCUAGAGAACGAGGACGAGGAGUUCGCGCUGGAUUCGGAGUCGGCCCGGCGCGUCCUAGCCGGCAGGCGGUACAUCAGCUACGGUGCGCUGCAGAGGAACAGAGUCCCGUGCUCGAGGCGCGGCGCGUCGUACUACAACUGCCGGCCGGGGGCGCAGGCUAAUCCCUACCGCCGCGGAUGCAGCCGCAUCACCCGGUGCAGGAGCUGA